UUUGAUCAAUAAUAGUUGAAGCAGGCAUCGGUCCUCCCACGUAUAAUCGUUUCUGUUAUAAUUUGCCGAGUUUAUAUAUUAUUUUUAUACCCAAAAGAAAACGAUUAUAUCAGAAACGAUUACUGUGAACGAUUAGUGUGUAAGGUGAAACGGCCGCAGGUAGAAAAAACAUGAGUGAGGUAAUUGAAUGUCCGCCCAGUAAAAAGGCGAAAAUAGAAAAACCUGUUGUGAAUGAAAAUCAAGAUUUCACUGAAGACACACAGGCCGAUGACGAUCAUUUUGUGAUGGAUGAUAAGUACAAUAACUUUGUGACGCCUGAGGAAUUGCAGAAGUUAAAGGAGUUCAAAAUUCUGGACGAAGUCAAGUCUGACGAUGAGUCAAGUGAUGGCAGCUCGGUCACGUCUGAGGAAAUACCAGAGGAAGAAAUAGAGAAAAUGUUAGAAGAGGAUUUGCCAGAAGAUUUCAAAGGAGUUCCUAAGCCAAAAGAAAAACCAUAUAUUUUAAGGUCCAAAAUCAUUAUGGAAGAAAAAGGAAUAAAUCCCUUCGAAGUUCUACCCCUAGAUUGGAUCUGUGCUCGGCACAUGAGCGGCAUACCCGUUUAUAUGCACCGGCCGAGUCGGGUAGUCACGCUUGCUAAACCAUAUUGUCUUGGGAAGAGUAAUAUUCAGCGGCACGAUAUUCCAAUAAGCGCAAUUCCUUGUCUAGCGUACAGAAGAGCUCUGGAGGAAGAAGAAAAACAGAAAGAAAUAGAUAGAAAAAUACAAGAGCAAAUCGAAAUUGCUAAUGCACAAGCGAAAAAAACGGAAAAGCCCAAAGGAUUGAACAAGUUAAACGAAAGAUUGGCCUUUAAACCCUAUGACAUAUCAAAGAAAACUAUAGAUUUAGUGAAAAAAGAAAACAAUGUUGCUGUAUGUCCGUUUAGAAAUAGUAUGGAAGAAAUUAGUUUAGAAGAUAAUAUCACAGAUACAGAGAAAUUAAAUAAUGACGUUAAUGAUAUUACUGGGGAGGAAAUUACGGAAAUAAGUUGUAACAAAAUUGAUAACAAGAUUCAAAUUAAAAUUCAACCCGUGACAGAAGACUCUAACAGUAAUAAUGAAGAAGCAUUUCAAUUAAAUGAACCACAAGAUAUUAAAUGCAAUACCAAUAUUAAUACAGAGAAUAAUUCAAAUCAGAAAACUGGAGAAACUGAAAAAGCUGAUGACAAUGCGGAAGCAAAUAAAAUUCCUUUAAAUAUACAGCCAGUUAUUCUGCCGGGAGGAGUAGCCAUGCCACCGCCUAGAGUCGAAAAUGUUAAUACUAGUUGGAAAACUCAACAUCUAACGUAUGAACAAAUUAAUGAUUAUUGCAAGAAGUUGUUCCAAUUUAAAACAGUAGAAGUUAUGCAGUUUAAGCGUUGGGCGGACCGUCGGAAAUACACAAAAGCUAGAAAGGCUUUGCAACACCCCACUUUACCAGAAGGAACAAAGCUUAUUACAAUACCAAAUAAUGGACAGGAAAAUGGUGGUAAAGGCAAAAGAGACUGGGUAAUGAAUAUGAAUGGCCGGUGUUAUCUAUCUGUCUUCCAUGAAUAUGUGUAUCGAGCACUACAUAAACAACCUGUGUAUGAGUUUACACAACUAGAAAACGCCUCAAACCCUUACCAAGCUACAGUGUUCAUUGGUGACAUGCGCUAUGGAGUGGGCUACGGGAGCAGCAAGCGUCAAGCCAAAGCGGCUGCUGCGAGGGCUUCCAUACAGAUACUCAUACCGGAGAUGAACGAAGAGAUUGCCGCUCCUAAUUCUAAUGAACCGGACUUUUCUUUCUUCGACUACGUGGGUGUAGAGGACCCCCGUAUUGCCGAGUUCUGCGCGGCCACGUGCGAACCGUCACCGCACGCUAUACUGCGUACCUGCUUGUUGAGGAAUUUCGGUGCUAAUGAUAGACAUAUUAAUGUCAAUGUGAAAAAGCUAGAAUUCCAGAAAAUUCAACUCACCAUGCAGGUUGGGAAACACAGCGCUUCCGUUAUUUGUAAAAAUAAGAAGGCGGCAAAACAACGGGCUUCCCAAGCCAUCCUUCAGUCGCUCCACCCGCACAUUCGAUCAUGGGGUUCCCUCCUACGUCUCUACGGUUCCCGAUCGAUAAAAAGCUGCAAAGAAAAGAAAUUAGAAGAGCAACAAAUAACAUUAUUACAAGAUAAAGCAAGAAGGAACGAACCAAAUUACGCAGUGCUCGAGAAAUUGAGAAAUGAAAUGCUCAAAUUACGAGCAAGGGACGAGGCAGUCGUUCCAAUUGGUACUUUAAUGCUAACAGAAGAUCUGCCAACACAUUCUGGAUCUAAUUUAAAUAAUGUGGACUUGUAGGACACAUUCAAAUUGUUUUUAAGUGUGAAACGUGAAAAAAGUUUGUGAUAAAAAUAUAAUUUAUAAAUUUUUAAAGAAUAGAAAAAUCGCGCUGUGGUCUAUUUUUUAUAUUCAUUAAAAAUUUAUAUUUGUAAACUGAAUAUCAAAUGUAUUUCAUGCUUGAAAAAUGUGAUUAUUGUAAGAAAUUGUAAAAGUGAGUGAGUAUCUGUCUACUGAAUAUUAAUUGUAAGUUUGGAAAUAAUGACGUGCGAACCUUAUGCAAUAAACUCCCACAGAAUAUUAUUAAUUAUAAGGAUUUUAAGAGAAUAAAUAGUAUUAAAAACUCGAUUCAUGUAAUGUAAACUAGUGUUCCUCUAAGAUGAACCGAUCAUCAAAUAUUUGUAUAUUUUCUGUAAAAUUAUUAAAUUAGUAGUUCAGGAUACAUCGCCCAUUUUUGCAAGUGACUACUAUCAAGCU
This is a messenger RNA of Colias croceus (clouded yellow), 2795 nucleotides long. RefSeq names its product microprocessor complex subunit DGCR8 (gene pasha). NCBI's taxonomy places the organism in Eukaryota, Metazoa, Arthropoda, Insecta, Lepidoptera, Pieridae. The record is from RefSeq and is a predicted model, not a curated record. Gene Ontology annotation, cellular component: microprocessor complex. The transcript is spliced from 11 exons. Bases 171 to 2339 code for a protein of 722 amino acids. Gene Ontology annotation, molecular function: double-stranded RNA binding; heme binding; identical protein binding. Gene Ontology annotation, biological process: primary miRNA processing.